Podospora bellae-mahoneyi is the source of this 4349-nucleotide messenger RNA. RefSeq lists its product as uncharacterized. The transcript is spliced from 5 exons. The record is from RefSeq and is a predicted model, not a curated record. Gene Ontology annotation, molecular function: zinc ion binding; DNA-binding transcription factor activity, RNA polymerase II-specific. Gene Ontology annotation, biological process: regulation of DNA-templated transcription. The coding region runs from base 1 to 1989 and encodes 662 amino acids. NCBI's taxonomy places the organism in Eukaryota, Fungi, Ascomycota, Sordariomycetes, Sordariales, Podosporaceae.
AUGGAUGCAAACAGAUGGCCCAAUACACACAGGAUCACAUCAUACAUCCCUAUUCUGCCCCUUGUGUCUUUUGGGUCUCUUCUGUUUCAAUCAUCCCCGGUCAUCGAGAGGGAGACAAAGGCCAUACAACCAAGCCGGCCUUCCGCUCACUCUGCACGUCUAAGACAGUCUGACGAAAUCAACCUGAGGACACCAAUCGAUUGUCAACCACUGGAUCGGACACACACGCUCAACCUGUCAGCUAUUCUACGUCUCGAUAAUAAUAACCACACUCGCAAGCCACAGCAGACGACAGAGACAGACAAGUCUAAACAACAGCCAGACUUUGAGACUCACUCUCUAAAACCAAGGACGAAGGCGAGAAACCGGAAAAUUCAAAUGGUGUCCCAGACCCAGUCCCAGUGUUAUACCCCUUCCUCCUCGUCGUCUUCAUCGUCGUCUUCGUCGUCCUCGGGUUCUACGACAUCCGACACUCACACCACACUCAUCGGCGGCGGCGGACUCGUUCCAGGACUCGGUGGACUCGGCCUACCUCCACGACUCGGCAGCCGAUCGAGUUACAACAACACUAGCCGACCGUAUCCAGCUGUAUAUUAUUCAUCUCCCACUAGUUUGCCGUCUCUGGACUCUGAUAGACAACACCACCGUCACCACGGGCACGGCUACCAGCUUCCUUCACAUCCUCUUCACGACGGCCACUCGCGUGGACACCUGAGUAUGUCUGAUCAAGGAGGGCACGGAGGUAUGGAUGGGUCAGACUCCACCCCACAAAGAAAAAGGAUCGCUGUUGCUUGUGGAAGGUGUAGAAAGCGAAAGAUCAGAUGCAGUGGUGACCCGGGGCAAGGGCAGCCAUGCUCGAACUGCAAGAAUGCCAAUGCCGAGCCGUGUCAAUUUCUAAGGGUGAGCUUCACUACUUUUUUCAUCACUUUCAAGUUGUCUAACAAGCGCCAGGUUCAAUCAAGAGAAGCCCCUUUUAUCCGAAGUGAGCCGGUUGGCGAUAGUCCUUUUGGCUACAACGUUGGUGAUGCCAGAUUAUACCACGCUUCCCGCGCGCCCACGUAUCAUGCCUCUCCCAGUCCGCACGCAACAGCCUACGCUUCCGACCUUUUAUCCACCACUGGGCAUCAUAUGGGACAUGGCAGCACUACCGACAUUACAGGUAUCUCAUCGUACAGAGGCAGCACUCAUGGCGGCGGCUACUCAUACGUCCCGGUCAAACCAGCGUAUUACACGGCCGCAUACAGCUCCUCGCCACACGGCCUAACGUACGGGGUCCACUCUGAUGUGGACAACUUUGGGGGUUAUGGUUUGCCGGUCCCCACCGGAGAAGCCCAUCACGAUGCCCCCAGCGGCAUCCCGGUCAUGUCCAUGCCUGGGGCCCCAGCUUGGCCAUCUAGCAGGAGCAUGAAAUCUCCGAGCGGGUACGGCAGCAUGUAUCUGGAUCCAGAAGUAACCGCAUCCCCAACCACCUACACAACCCCCCCACCAUCGGCCUACUCAGCAGUCCGGGGCCACUCAGCCGCCGGGGACGGGCCAAAUUUCUCCUUCACAAACAUGUCAGCUUCGUUGCCGUCGUCUCAGUCGGAUCGUGUGCUUCCUGUUCCUUCUUCCACCGCCGCCACCACCACCACGACCAGUCACCGCUCCUCCACCUACCCACCUCUCUCAGGGGCCAACAAACCCCCAACGGCCACAGAUUCGAGCUACGACAGCUACGGCUCCUCUCGCACCGAGUCCAGCGGGCCAGAAAGUAUCUUUAGCGACUCGGAACGCGCUGCAGCCUUCUCGAACAGCCAGGGGCCAGCAGCCUUUGACAUGAGCCCGUACGGUACCAGCUCCGGGUCGACCGAUGCUUCUGGCCGAAGGGACUCUGCAUACGCCGCGGCGGGGGCUGGACACGAGACUGGCGGUGGGCAUGACGGGCCGUCGCUGCCUUCCCUGUCGUCUGCGUAUGAGAGGCAUCAUGCUGCUGUUGCCACCCGGCACUAGUCUCGGGCUUUGUGUAGAGUGAUGUUUGGUUGGUUGGAGGCGCCUACCUACCUGGUAAUCAAUCCCAGGUGGCAACACACACACAAGACGUGCGUGUGGGUCAAGGCCCAACUAUGGGGGUGGCUGGCUGGCUGAACAUGGAAAAUAGAACAGUGCGUUGAGGUGUGGAUGGACACUGGCCGAAGUCGACAACACCAACAAUUGUGCGAGUCGAGGUUGGGGGUUACACAGCUGAAGAGGAGGGCAGGUCUAUCUUGAGCGCCCUCCUACUCCACACCCACCCACCUAUCUACAUGGAACAGAGGGAGACAGCAGCACCAACAAACCUGACAACUCGAUGCGAAGCAGCCACCCGUCGUCGUUCUUGCUUUCCUUUUUUUUCUCUCUUCCCUCUCUAAUCAAAAAUGUCACGAUCUUGCUGUCAAAGCAACAGGCAAAGAUCCCAGUGAGCGAUUGAUUUUUUAGUUGUAUUUCUUUUCCCUCGUUUUUGCAUGGUUGUCUCUGUUUUCGUUUUUCACUUUUGAUUUUUGCUCCUUCUGGUCUAGGUAUCUCAAUGUUGACCUCUCAAAACCUUGAAAGAAAAAGCAUUGGCUCUCUUUUUUCCUUCUUUUUCUUUGGUUGUGUACCGCUAUCAACAUCAAAAGAUUCCCCCAAAGUCGCAAUUUACUGUCACAAGAAAUACAGAGAAGGAGAUAUGCAAGAGGAAAAGCCGGACAGGCUGGGACGGAGAGACAGACAGAGACAGUCUGUGAAGGAGAAACCAAAAUACAUGUACAUGUCUGAAAACCCAUCACUUCUCUCUUUUGUUUCUUUUCUCGUGUUGCCGCUGCCGCUGCUGCUGUUGUCGUUGUUAUUGUCACACGCUUUCGAGCUCGGUUGCAGAAGCGCGUGCUGCUUUGCUCUUUUGGUCAUUCAUCGCGGGCAUUUGGCGAGUGCGGAGGUUUUAAUCUAUCUUGUACUCCCUCAUCCCUCGACAGCUCGACCGAUGGCCAACCAAGGCUGGGUGGGGGCAGAGAGAAAUGGGCAUAGGUUCGGAACACGACAGCUCACCUACAUGGUUCCCAAUAGUGUCAUGUAUCUUUUCAACAGGGGUAGGGGAAUGGUGCAUUCUGUCCGCGGACCAUAUAGGUUGAAGAGUUUCUGAGGUUGUCGUGGGAGGUAGAGUGGAAGGGGGGAUACAAGGAGGUACAUGGCACAGACACAACGCACACAAUUCAAAGAGAGAAAAGAUGAAGUCUAAUCUAAUAGUCACUCACAACAAGUGAUAAGAACAGAAAAAUAAAUGAAGUCAACACCAUGCCUCGUCGUGUUGGCCUUGUGAGCUGGAAAACCCCACACACCAAGGCAUAUCAUUGAUGUUGAAUGUUGUGUUGUGGCUUGCGCUCCUUUCCAGUCCAGCACAUCACCAGCCUCAGGGACAGCUGUGGCGCAAUAUGCAUGGAAGAACCAACCUCUCCGAAACAUGCAGGGAAAAGCAAGACACAAAGAAUUCCAUCCCUUGCAUUGAACACACCACUUACUAAAGAAUAAAUAUCCUUUAAAUCACUGUUGUCAAAAAAGUUCCUUCCAUCUUUAUAUCCUGCCAUGAUGUUGCCCUUUACCGAAACCCAGUCCAAAAACCCAGAGACAGAGAAGAGCAAUGCCUCAAAGUUGACUCCCCGAUACCAGAAAAGAGUUCGAAACGGAUGGGUCGUGAUUCUUACAGUGACAAAGCAAAGAAAAAGAAAAGAAAUCCCAAAUAUGCUUCGACCUAGACUGCAUCUCAUCCCUCCUUCGCAUUACUCUGGUUCGAUGUUGGUGGCAUGUCAGGAGUGGAAGGCGUGGCGUCAGACCGACCAACCUUGUCCUGGAGCCCUACUGCAGGCACCCUCGUGAAAGGGGAAUUGAGUUUGGGUCGUCGCCCGCGUCGCCAUUUAAGCGUCGGGCGCGCUCCGUCUUCUCCUUCCACUCCGGAGUUCCCGCUCGGUAUCCAUGAGUCGGCUCUGGACCCACGUCCGAAACGCGCGAUCGCCUCUCACCGCCUCACAGUUGAGCAGCUCCGUCAGCACCCUCUUGAUGCCCUCGUUGACGUCACACAGUUUGGCCUCCUCCUGGGCGACUUCCCCCAGGCAGCCCGACGACCCAGAUCUCUUCAUCAUAAUGGUCGGGAUGGACGAGCUGCGGAACUGGUGACGCGAGGACGACACGGCCGGGGCGGGAAUGAUGCCGGUAGGCGAGAGUGAUGACGUAGUGGUGGAGGGCGAGGAGAAAAAGGAAGCCGACUGGGGCGAUCGAAGCUCAUCGAGGUGCUGACGGAGUGACUCGUGCUGCUCGUGCAGGAUAUAGUACUUUUGCAGCGCCAUGUCGCGGUCGUGGUGGUG